Messenger RNA from Botrytis porri, 996 nucleotides. RefSeq lists its product as uncharacterized. Lineage: Eukaryota; Fungi; Ascomycota; Leotiomycetes; Helotiales; Sclerotiniaceae. The transcript has 4 exons. The coding region runs from base 1 to 996 and encodes 331 amino acids. The record is from RefSeq and is a predicted model, not a curated record.
AUGCAAGAAGUUCACACGAAUCUGAAUCUCCCGAUCAAACUCCUCUUCCUAAUAAAUAUUGCAGACCGAACUCGCAUCUACGGUGACCUCAAAGUCCCUCUGAUCUCUGAAUAUGAAUGGCUCUGGUCGGACAAUGGUACUGGUGCAGCUAGAGAUGACACCUUUUGGCAUCCGAAGGCCCAGUCUGGAGAGUUUGGGGGUAUGCGCCCCUUGGGAUCUGUUGGCACCGCCAACUACAACAACAUCAACAAGAAACAAGCUACCCUCCUCGUAGGGGCAACCAGCAAUUCAAGCCCCACAGUUAAAUCUCCGACUGGCUACACGCAAAUCUGGAUUUCUAAAGGUAUGGGUGGAAAGUACGAUAACUCUACAUGGAGACCCAUUCCUCCCCUGGGAUAUGUGUCAAUGGGUGACGUUGUCUUUGAUUGCUCAGAGACAGGAUGGAAUACACAGCCGAGUACGGAUAAAGUCUGGUGUUUGCGAGCGGAUCUCGCUAAGCGUGCUGUCUACGAUACCGCUUCGUUCUGGGACGACAAGAAAGGCGCCGGUAACUACGACCUUAGUGUGUGGCAGAUACUUCCGGAACCAAUUGUAGGCAAGGGCGACAAGAAUAUUCCCAUCACUGCUGGUACUUUCCGAGCAAAUCAAAGCUACUCUAAGCCUGACUCAACCUAUGCUAUGUGUCGCGUUACUCUGCCCUUCAUUUCCCACUUCAAAAGUACAAAUGAAAGAAGCCUCGACUUUACCCAAAACCCCUUUAUUGAAUUGAGCCGAUCCAUCGCAUGGAAAGUCGAGGGUUUAUGGGUGAAUGGAGGCGAGGGCACGUACUCGCGCCAGAAAGAAAUAAAAUAUGGCGUCAGUUCGGAAGAAACCAAGUCAAUGACACACUGCAGAUUCUCUGCUUCUGGUGGCAUUGGACGCGCAGAGUUCAGCGUCAGUCUCAAUUAUCAUUUACCUACGAAAGCAGUUCUUCAUUCACCUAGUACAGCGACUUGA